ACGCUUCGAGUACCUGAGCUCGCCAAGGAUUGUUGCUGUGCAGUGGACAUUCAUCAGGACAUGGGAAAGCAAAAACGUUUAUAUAAUCGUUUUGUCACAAAAAACUGACUAGACAUGCAAGUCUUUGACGAUCGUCCUCUCCAUCCUGCUAUACGGCUGUUAGACGGAGAAAACGCAUUCAGUCAUUCGAAAAGAAAUGCUACAAGAUACUGCUCCGAAUCUUACAGAUCGUAUAAGAAAACGCAAAACAAACAUAAUUAAUUGGACAAAAAUUUUACAAUUAAUUUUACAAAAAUUAAUGGAUUGCCAGCAAAUUAACAAAAUCAAGUACUACAUCCAAGGGGCUAUAGCUGACCUGCGCGUUGUCACCUAUAAGCACCGCGCGAGUGAUGUCCCCUACUUCAAACAAACUACGUCUACGGGAGGAGGACGUACGAACGUCACAAAAGGCGUGACGAUCUGUUUUUACAAAUACACUACAAAUACCACAUCCAGAACAUGUCCAGGGCAUAAACAUGAAAAUCACCAUGGGUUUUCAGCUUCAGGCAGGCACAUUAUGAUAAUAACUCACAUAAUCAACUUUGUUUAUGGCACCUCUUUCUUCAUGCAGGCCAGUGCCUUUCCAUACUUAUCUAGAAAGUUAGGAGCUGACACAGUAAUCUACGGUUGGAUCCAGACACUAUUUGCAGGUCUUCAGCUUAUUGGGAACCUACCUUUUGGCCACUUUGGAGAUGUCUUUGGUCCUAAAGUUGCAGUGGUUGUUGCACUGACCUCCGCAGGCCUGUCGCAUGUGUUUCUAGGACUUUCCACAAACCUAACCAUGCUUGUGGUAUCUAGGUUCCCUGCCAUUUUCAUGCAUGGCCAUACAGCCUGUCAGAUGCUUGUGACCAGUGUAAAUGAAAGAAACAAGAGAGCAGAGGCUCUAGGACAGCUUGGGGUCUCCUUUGGAGUGGGCAUGAUUGUUGGACCACUUAUAGGAGGAUGGCUAACAGAAUCAUAUGGGGAAGAACUUGCAGCACUCAUGGCAGGAGCAGGAAAUCUCUUGAUUUUACCUUUUGUCCUGAUGGUCAUUCCAUGGAAAAUGAAGCCUAUGGGUUCACACCAUGCUGACACCAUUAAAAGUGAAGGGAGUGUUCAAAAGAUGAUUCGUUUUUUCUCUACACCUGGUGUCAUCUUCCUCUUCUUGGUACGCCUCUGCUCAGCUGUUCCUAUUGGGAUCUUCCAGAGCACAUUUUCUGUGUUUGCUAUGGAUACUUUUAGGCUCUCCCCAGAACAAGGAGGAUAUUUCAUGUCUUUCAUAGGCAUUACAAUCAUGGUUGCUCAAGGUGUUGGUGUGCGGUUUGUGGCAAGGAUUUUUAGUGAGAGUACUGUAUUGAUAAGUUCAUCCUUCUUCUUGAUUUGGUCAUACCUUGGUUUGGCCUAUACAACCAAAGUAUGGCAGCUGUACUUGGUGUGCAUGCCAUUAGUGUUGAAUCUGACAAUACUCAACAUAAUUGUCACCAGUGCCCUCACACACACUGUUUCUAGUGACAGUACAGGAGCAGUACUUGGUCUCAACAUGGCAAUCUACUCCUUUGUACGAGCUGUCUCUCCAACUCUGGGGGGCUACAUGCUGAAUGCAUUUGGUUAUCCAUCUAUUGGAAAUUUUGGUUUCACUGUGAGCUUUGUCACCACACUCGUUUUAUGCAUUGGCUAUGGAAAGAAACCUUGGGCAAUAUACGCUAAAUUUAAACAACUGUUCUUUAUUGUCAACAAGUAACAUCAUAUUGUUGAUGUAAAGGUUGGCAGGCUGGCCAGUUGUGAGGUGCAAUGGAUACUUAAUCUGACCAGCAUUCGACCACACCUAAUUACAACACUUCGUUACAGCACACACAUACAUUCACACAAUCAAGAAAGUAGAUUUGUAUAUAUGUAAAAGAAAAUAUAAUUAAGAAAAAGAUAUAAAAGAUAAAAGAUAUAAAUAGUAUAUACAUAUAUAAAUGGCAGUUAUCUCAACAAAAUGUGGCUAGUUGUUGAUACUUGGCUACUUCGCUUACUCCAGUGUCUCUUGUCCCAUACGUUUACAGUUCACAAUUAUAAUCCAGUCUGUGUAUAUCAUUCACAGGUCACAGUUUGCAUAAAUAAAUUUCUAGUUCAUAUUUAUAUAAUCCACCGUCCUUUAGGAAGCUAUACUCCCACCAACUUAACACAAGUUUGCUUCUUGCAACUUUAACAUCUCUGCGAGACGGACCUCCGCUCGCCAGCAUGCAGAUUCGGAAAGUGAUGACUCUCAUAGUCCGAGGGUGAGUUCCCUCUUCCUACAUUUUGGUGUCCCCAGUCACCCUUUGAUCUUGGCCCGAGUCAGGGAAGUUCACAGGUACUAAAACUUUUCUACUCUGCUGUCAUGUGUUCAGGCCAGCGUGUCCCAUGUCACUGGUCAGAUUUAUGAGCCCACUUUGACCAUCCUCAGGUCAUUAGCCAGAGCGGUGGCAAUGUACUUGACCAAUGGUGGUCUAAACUCUAAACAAACUUUGUUAAAAGUCGAAAAUACAGUUGAAAACUUCAGAAAUGAGCAUCUGGUUUGCAUUUUUAAAGAGGGAAACCAUCUCCAAGCAUGCUUGCAUAAAUUGUGUGUGUGUGCCUUAUAUAUAAGCAUGAAAGUACUGGGCAUACAUCUGUAAGAUUAUUUUUACAUUUUAUAUCAAUGCAAAAUUGUGAAACCUUUUGUUUGUUCAAUAAUAAGCAAUAAAAGUGAUGAUACAGAGAUAA
This is a messenger RNA of Pomacea canaliculata, 2748 nucleotides long. Its product is annotated as solute carrier family 22 member 18-like. The record is from RefSeq and is a predicted model, not a curated record. Gene Ontology annotation, molecular function: transmembrane transporter activity. Lineage: Eukaryota; Metazoa; Mollusca; Gastropoda; Architaenioglossa; Ampullariidae. Bases 197 to 1759 code for a protein of 520 amino acids. The transcript is spliced from 10 exons. Gene Ontology annotation, biological process: transmembrane transport.